Blepharisma stoltei is the source of this 3890-nucleotide messenger RNA. The record is from the annotation of a GenBank genome assembly. NCBI's taxonomy places the organism in Eukaryota, Ciliophora, Heterotrichea, Heterotrichida, Blepharismidae.
AUGUUUGUCUAUCUCAGCAAAAAGGUACCCGCCACAUAGGUUGCUCUUCCUAAUGAAGCAAACAUCAUUAAAUCUCUCGCCUGGAACCAAGAUGAAGGGUGAAUUGCAUGUGGAGGCAAAGAUGGCCUUCUUAAAAUAAUCAAGCUCGACCCUCCUACAGUUGUAACCCCAGGCCAGCCUCCCCAAUCCAACCUUUCAAUGAACCAAACCUUAGAAGGCCACCACAGCGACGUUACCGUUGUGACCUGGAACGAGCCUUUCAAAAAGUUAAGUACCUCAGACAAAGACGGCCUCAUCAUCGUCUGAAUUCUCCAUCGUCAAAUGUGGCUUGAAGAAAUGAUAAACAAUCGUAACAAAAGCACCGUCGCUGAUAUGAAAUGAACCUCAGAUGGACAAAAAAUCUGCAUUGCAUAUGAGGAUGGAAAUGUUAUCAUGGGAAGUGUCGAAGGCAACCGCAUUUGGGGCAAAGAUCUGCCUCAUCAGCUUACACAUUUGGAAUGGUCGCCUGAUUCAAAAGUCAUUGUCUUUGGAACCCCGGGAGGAGAGGUGCAUAUUUAUGAUAGCAAUGGAAACCAUUUAAAUCCGCUGAAUGUGAAAUGCUUAAAAGAUUACCGCGGGGCAAGUAAAAAUAUUGCAUGCAUAGCUUGGUAUAGUGGAGGAAGGGCUAAAGGCCUGGCAACUGAUGACUUUGCAGCUCCUUCGCUGUGUAUUGCAUAUGAAUGUGGAAGAAUCCAGCUUAUGAGGCAUGAAAAUGAUGAUCAUCCAAUUCUAAUAGAAUCAGGAAUGAUAGUCAGCACCGCAAGCUGGAAUAAUACAGGAUCUAUAUUAGCGCUUUCUGGAAGCCAACAAGGCAUUGGAGGGAUUGUCCAGUUUUAUACCUCGCUUGGAAUACAUGUGAGAACUCUGACCGUUCCUGACUCUGAAACUGUGAGCUCUGUAUCGUGGGAAGGGACUGGGCUGAGACUUUGCCUUUCUGUAAGCUCAGUUAUUUAUUUCGCAAAUAUCAAGCCUGACUAUAAAUGGGCGUUCUUUAACAACACUUGUGUAUAUGCUUAUAUGAAGCAGGACAGGCCUGACUAUUGCAUAGUAUUUUGGAACACAAAUACAGAUGAAAGAUAUAUAAAAUACGUCAAGAAAUUGAUGAAUAUCGCAGGAUGUGGAGAUUACUGUGUUUUAGCUACAAAAGCUGAAGAUUCUAAUACGAUAUGGGUUCUUAUUCUCUGCAAUGCUAUCGGAAGCCCAGUUGAUACAAAAAAUAUCAACAUUGAGCCUUUAUUUGUGUCAAUGAAUAAAACCCAUGUAGUCGUCUGCAGCUCAGAAAGCAUAUAUGUGUGGCAAUAUCGCUCACAAGUAAGCAGACUGCUGUCAAUGGACUCCACAAAGAGAAAAAUUGGAAGAGAGCUAGGGUUCAAUAUAGACGAACAGCCUGAUUUGAAUAGUAUUUAUGAUCCUAAUAGAUUUAGCAAGCCAACAAGAGCAGUUCAAGACCCCAUUGCAUGUGUAACAGCUAGCGAUGGCUUUUUCUUAGUAGGAAGAGUUAGCGGGACAGUCCACAAAUACACGAUUCCUCAUGUUUCUCUUGAAACUAGAUAUGUCCUCAAAUGCAGACCUCAAAUGAUAAACGCAAACUGCAGCGCUACUAAGCUUUCUAUUAUAGACAUCAACGGAAUUCUGACAUUCUAUGACACAAAUGCAGCAGGAAACCUAACUGGAGCAAAAGGAAGUCAGCUAGACAUUGAAAGAAAAGACGUCUGGGAUAUGAAAUGGAGCACAGAUAACCCAGAACUAAUAGUAAUCAUGGAAAAAACUCGCAUGUAUGUUAUGAUGGGAAAUGAAGUAGAAGACCCAGUGAUUAGUUCAGCUUAUCUCUGUGAGUUCAAAGACCUUGAAAUCAAAACAAUUUUGCUUGAUGAACUUUUCAAAACCCCAGAUGCCCCUAAACCUUCAGAAGAGCUCGUAGUUACUUUUGAAACUAAAUCUCUUAAAGAAACAAGAGAAAUGGUCAGCAACAUUGACAUUGUCGACGCCUUUAACAAUGUAGAAAAAAACCCUUAUCCUAGGCUUUAUAAAAUCGUGGCUGAAGCUGCCCUAUUAAAGCUGAAUUUUGAUAUAGCUCAAAAAGCGUUCGUCAAAUGUGACGAUUAUCAAGGAAUCUGCUAUGUAAACCGUGUCAAAAAAUUAGAUGACCCUCAGAAGCAAAAAGCAGAAAUUGCAAUUUAUUUUAAAGAUUUUGAUGAGGCUGAAGAAAUUUAUAAGAAAAUUGAUAGAAAAGAUCUAGCUCUAGAUAUGAGGGUUAGGAGUGGAGAUUGGGUCAAAGUACUGCAGCUUGUGGAUCAAGGGGUAGGAAAUGAUGAGCUUAUAAAUAUAGCAUAUAAUAAUAUAGGAGAUUACUACGCAGAAAGAUUCAGAUGGAAAAGUGCAGCCUCUCACUAUGCUUUGGCUCAAAAUAACGAGUCUUUAGCUGAAGCUUAUUAUAAAAUAGAAGACUUUGAUAGUUUAUCUAAAAUGAUUGACAUUUUGCCUGAAGGGUCUCCUUUGUUAGAAAAUUUAGGAGAAAAAUUCCAAGGGGUUGGGCUGUGUGAAGAAGCUGUCCAAUCUUACAUAAGAUCCGGAAACGUCAGAGCUGCAGUUGAUUGCUGUGUGCUGUUAAAUCAAUGAAAUCAAGCUGUAGAACUUGCAGAAAAACACAAUUUUGUCCAAAUAGAAGGGCUGCUGUCAAGAUAUGCUAGUGUUUUGAUGGAAGAAAAUAAAACCGUAGAAGCUAUUCAACUAUAUAGGAAAGCUAAUAGAAAUACAGAAGCAGCUAAAAUCUUGAAUAAUAUUGCAAAAGACUUAUCAAGAUCCCAAGCCAGCCCUAUAAUGAUGAAAAAAAUCUAUAUUUUGGCUGCUUUAGAAGUAGACUCCUAUAAGAAAAGAAUAUUAGAAGCCCAGAUAACGGGUACUGGGACUACAGCUCAAACUCUUGACUCAUUAAUUACAAGUGACAUCAACACUAUGAGUGAUAAAACUCUUGACAACCCCUGGAGAGGUGCAGAAGCCUACCAUUUCUAUCUAAUGGCUCAAAGGCAGCUCUAUGAAGGAGACUAUGAAGCUGCACUUAAGACAUCUCUGCGUCUAACUCCCCCCCUCCGUGAGUGAACAAAAAAAUUUUGUUCACUCACAAAGGGGGUUAUUUUUUUUUUUUAUAAAAAAUAUUUUUUUUCGAAAUUUAAAAAAAUCCUAAUUCACAAAAAUUGCAACGCAAAUAUUAAUUUAAUUUAUAAAAUUUAUGUUUUAAAUAGCAAUUCGUUUAAAAUUAAACAGAAUUAGCUCUAGAUUUCAUUAUAUUAAUUAUCAUUUAUAUAUCAAUUUUUUUUUCAUAAAAAAUUUUUGUUCACUCACGGAGGGUUUUUGGGCAAAAAAUAGUGAUUUUUCUAAUGGUUUUGUUCACUCACGGAGGGGGGGAAGUAAGCGAAUAUGAAAAUAUUUUAGAAACGCGUGAUAUUUAUUCUCUUAUUGCUUUAGCUGCUUAUUAUUCUGGAUACUAUAAAGAGUGCUCAAAAGCUUUAGUUAAGCUUGAAAACAUUCAAGGGCAGUCUGAAGAAGAUAAAGAAGCCUAUGAAGAAUUAGCCGUUUCCAUUUUUUCAAAAAAUCCGCCUAGAGACCCUAAGCCAAGGAUGGUGAAAUGCCCUGGGAAAAAUUGUGCAAAUAAUGUCUCUGAUAUUGUGACGAACUGUAGCGAGUGCGGAUCAAACUUCCCUGCUUGUAUGGUUAGUGGAAGACCAAUUAUGGAAAAAAAUUAUGUGCAGUGCAAAACAUGCAAGCAUAAGGCUAUUGAAGAUGAGCUAAAGAGGAUCAGAGUGAAGUUCUGUCCAUUGUGCCAUGCUCCGAUGAAAUUAAGAAACUCUUAG